AUGGCGACGGCCUCGAGGACAGGAGCGACGCGUCUCCACCGCAGCCUCUCGAAGGAGAUCAUGUUCUUUGAGAUCCUCGUUCGCCUCCCCACAAAAUACCUCCUCCGCUGUCGCGCCGUCUGUCGUGCCUGGCGCCGUACCACCUCCAAGCGCCGCUUCCUGCUGGCCCACCAUGCCCGCCAGCCCGCCCUACCAAUCAUCUGCAGCGUCCAACACGGCGACGGCCGCUACCUAAGCAUCCAGGCCUUCGACCACCAGGCCGCCGACGCCCAGAUCCAACCCGUCGCUCGGCUUGAUGAUACCUUCAGCCUGGCGGCCUCCUGCGACGGUCUCCUCAUCCUCUCUCUGGGGGCCAUGUGCAACCACGUUUCCGUCUGUAACACCGUCACGCGUCAGCAUGCUCCCCUCCGGCAGCUGCAGGGUUUUACUGUAAUGACGCUGUACCCACACCGCCCUACGGGCGAGUACCGGAUCUUACUUCACAUGGAGUCGAUUCGUGUACAUAUGCAGCCUAAAAGUAAAAUUGGCUGCUAUGUCUUUGUGUUGGGCUCCGACCAGCCACCGAGGUACAUUGGGGAGCCGGAGGCAUCGUUUGCAUUGUGCAUGGGGAAUCCUUGCCUAGUCCGUGAUAGCUUGCAUUGGUUCCCACCACUACAGCGUGGGAGUGAAAGCAGAGUGAUAUUUGCAUAUGACACCGCAGCUGAGUCAUUCAGACAGAAGGGUGCUCCGGUUGUUCACGCUAACUCAUACAUCUUUGAGGUAGAUGACACGCUUGGCAUCUAUAGCUAUGAUGAUGAUACAGAGAUUGUAGAGAUACUGGUGUUGCAGAACUACGAAAACGAGGUUUGGAAUUACAAGUGCCAGGUCAAAUUGCCGUCUGCAGAAAUUAUGGGGCAGUUAGGAAGUUCGACGUGCUUUUGGAAUGUGAGCGUUGUGUCGCGGGAUGGCGACUUCCUCUUGCAGGUCACUUAUGACCGGUGGUUGUUUUGUGUUGACACUGAAGGCAAACUAGUAGAUAGCUUACAUCUUGAUUGCAAGCACACAUAUGCUUGUAACCUUCAGCUCAAACAAAGUCUUGUUCCGCAUAAUUUCUUCCGGCACUAG
Molecule: messenger RNA, 1104 nt
Organism: Aegilops tauschii subsp. strangulata
Lineage: Eukaryota; Viridiplantae; Streptophyta; Magnoliopsida; Poales; Poaceae
Molecular function (GO): protein binding
Source: RefSeq, a predicted model, not a curated record